Molecule: messenger RNA, 801 nt
Organism: Mesitornis unicolor (brown roatelo)
Lineage: Eukaryota; Metazoa; Chordata; Aves; Mesitornithiformes; Mesitornithidae
Gene: TADA3
Product: transcriptional adaptor 3
Exons: 6
Biological process (GO): regulation of transcription by RNA polymerase II
Cellular component (GO): SAGA complex
Molecular function (GO): transcription coactivator activity
Source: RefSeq, a predicted model, not a curated record
AAUGAGGAGGUCAGAGUCCUGGAGGAGCUGCUCAAGCCGCCGGAGGAUGAGGCUGAGCAUUAUAAGAUCCCCCCCCUGGGGAAGCAUUACUCCCAGCGCUGGGCCCAAGAGGAUCUACUGGAGGAGCAGAAGGACGGAGCCCGGGCAGCAGCUGCUGCCGACAAGAAGAAAGGUGUCCUGGGGCCGCUGACCGAGCUGGACACCAAAGACGUUGAUGCCCUGCUGAAGAAGUCGGAGGCACAGCACGAGCAGCCAGAGGACGGGUGUCCCUUUGGACCCCUGACGCAGCGUCUCCUGCAGGCGCUUGUGGAGGAGAACAUCAUCUCCCCCGUCGAGGACUCCCCCAUCCCCGAGAUCGCCGGCAAGGACUCAGGAGCUGAUGGUGCUGGCACAUCUCCCCGCAGCCAGAACAAGCCCUUCAGCGUUCCCCACACCAAGUCGCUGGAGGGGCGGAUCAAGGAGGAGCUGGUGGCACAGGGUUUGCUGGAGUCGGAGGACCGGCCGGCCGAGGACUCGGAGGACGAGGUGCUGGCCGAGCUGCGCAAGAGGCAGGCAGAGCUGAAGGCCCUCAGCGCCCACAACCGUGCCAAGAAGCAUGAGCUGCUGCGGUGAGUGCGUCCCCCGCGGCACCGGCAGGAGCUGCGGCAGCGCGUCCGCAUGGCCGACAACGAGGUGAUGGACGCCUUCCGCAAGAUCAUGGCUGCCCGGCAGAAGAAGCGCACGCCCACCAAGAAGGAGAAGGACCAGGCCUGGAAGACCCUGAAGGAGCGGGAGAGCAUCCUCAAGCUGCUGGAUGGGUAG